Molecule: messenger RNA, 1074 nt
Organism: Acaulospora colombiana
Lineage: Eukaryota; Fungi; Glomeromycota; Glomeromycetes; Diversisporales; Acaulosporaceae
Source: the annotation of a GenBank genome assembly
AUGGAUGAACAUAAUUUAUCAAUUGGAGACUCAUUUCUAGUGGUUGACUGCGGCGGUGGUACCGUUGACUUAACGGUGCAUAAGAUAUUAGGGGAUAAAACAAUUGGUGAAAUUACCGAACGUUCAGGUGCCCUGUGCGGAAGUACUUAUGUGGACAGGAAUUUUAUCACUUUCUUGGAAAAGAAAGUUGGUAAAAAUGCAAUCGAGAUACUUAAAGAAAAGUAUCACGAAUAUCAGUAUCUUAUACACAAAUUCUUCGGUCCACACGUCAAAUUUGGGUUUAAUGGAGAACCUUCUGAAUUUAGGAGAGUCACAUUGGACUUCAGUAGAUUUUGUCCUACGCUCAAAAAAUAUGUAGGGAGUAAUCGGAUUUGGAUAAGCUUCGAAGAUAUUAUCGCUAUGUUCGAUCCAGUUGUGGAAACAAUAACUGACCUUAUAAGAAAGCAACUUUCUAGCACUACACAAAAUUGUUCGGCCAUGUUUUUAGUUGGAGGUUUUUCGGAAUCUCCAUAUCUGACUAGGAGGAUAAAGGAUACUUUUAAGACGACAGUUCCGUACAUUUCCAUUUCUCAACAUCCAAUCACUAGUGUUCUUCGUGGAGCUGUUAUAUAUGGUUUAAAUAAAGGGGCCAUAAAAAAUCGUAUUCUAACAAUGUAUUACGGUGUUGAGAUCCAUCCAAAGUGGGAAACAACCGAUCCCAUAGGUCGCAAAACUCGUGAAGGUCGAAUUGCCAAGUUUAAUUUUCUUGCUAAUCGUGGACAAACAAUCGAACUUGAUGAAAAAUGUUCUGGCACAUACGUACCCAUAUAUCCUGAUCAAAAAGAGAUUUGUUUUAGAGUUUUUGCCACUCCAAGAUAUAAUGCUAAAUAUUGCGAUGAACUUGGUAUGAAAGAGAUUGGAGAAUUAUAUGUUGAUUUACCAGAUAUACAUCUGGGAUUGGAUAGGCCCGUAGAAUUCUCCUUAAUGUUUGGCGAGCUAGUAAUUACGGCUACAGCCAUGAAUACAAAAAAUGGAAAAGUUUAUCGAACCACUUUUGACUAUGCGAAGUCAGAUUUCGUCUUCAAUAUGCUUUAA